AAAUAUUUGUAACUUGAGUUGUCAAAAUCAACCAGCACGUGUAGUUACGCGGUAUAUGUUAGCACUUAGUUUACUUUGCUUUUUGUGGAAAAUAUAAAUAAGAACUAAAGAUGUCUCUAAUGCGGAUAAGGAAACCGAAAACCCGUAAGGGAAAGCAAAUAUUGUUGAGCCGCGAACCGCAGCUUAUAGAGCCAACACGUACUAUGCUUUUCAUUGAUGGUCGCAAAUGCGGCGGAGAUAUAAAAUCUUGCAUGAAGGAUCUUCAGCAGCUACGUAAGCCUCUCGUAAAAAUUUUAAAUCGUAAAAACGAUAUUACUCCCUUCGAUGAUCCAUCCUCUUUGGAAUUUUUGACAAUGAAAAAUGACUGUGCGCUAUUUGCAUUCGGCUCGACAUCAAAAAAGAGGCCAAAUAAUUUAAUUCUUGGACGUCUUUUCGAAAACGAAAUAUUGGAUAUGAUUGAAUUGGGCAUAAAGCAUUACACUUCAAUGCCUGAAUUUAAAACAGAAAAAAUCGGUACAAAUGUAAAACCAUGCCUCAUUUUCAAUGGGCCACGUUGGAAUCAGACUGAAGAAUUACGCCGUCUUAGAAACUUGUUAAUAGAUACAUUCCAUAAAGAUAAAGUAGACGCUAUUCGUCUGCAGGGAGUUGAACAUGUAGUCAGUUUCACAUGUACAGAAGAUUUAACCAUCUUGAUGAGAUCUUAUAAAAUAAUGUUAAAAAAAUCGGGUCAAAAGACACCUCGUAUUGAACUUGUAGAAAUUGGCCCUUCCGCCGACUUUUCAAUUCGUCGAACAAAAAUCGCUUCGGAAGAUCUUUACAAACAGGCCAGGAAACAACCAAAACAGUUGCAACCGAAAAAGAAGAAGAACGUGACAUAUGAUGAAUUGGGAAAUACACAUGGACGUGUCCAUUUAGGAAAACAAAAUGUAACGAAGAUACAAACGCGUCGUGUAAAGGGAUUGAAGAAAACGCCAGAGGAAAAGCGCGAGAGCAGGCAGAAAAAGAAAGAACUGAUAAAAGCAGCUGCCAAAGAACUACUGAAAAAUGCAGAAUAGUAAAAAUAUGUCUAUUUAUUAUAGUAGAUUUUAAUUUUAAUAAAAUAGUUUUAAAGUUGUAAUAUUAAAA
Bactrocera neohumeralis is the source of this 1125-nucleotide messenger RNA. RefSeq names its product ribosome production factor 2 homolog (gene Non3). Gene Ontology annotation, biological process: ribosomal large subunit assembly; maturation of LSU-rRNA from tricistronic rRNA transcript (SSU-rRNA, 5.8S rRNA, LSU-rRNA). The coding region runs from base 111 to 1055 and encodes 314 amino acids. The transcript is spliced from 3 exons. Gene Ontology annotation, molecular function: rRNA binding. Gene Ontology annotation, cellular component: nucleolus. NCBI's taxonomy places the organism in Eukaryota, Metazoa, Arthropoda, Insecta, Diptera, Tephritidae. The record is from RefSeq and is a predicted model, not a curated record.